Molecule: messenger RNA, 1966 nt
Organism: Dimorphilus gyrociliatus
Lineage: Eukaryota; Metazoa; Annelida; Polychaeta; Dinophilidae
Source: the annotation of a GenBank genome assembly
AAUGGCAACUCAUUUUGAAUCGAACUGUGUUUGGUUAAUAUCGCCUGCAACCAAAUGUAUUCAUUUACACAACGAAAAUAACCAGAGGAAGGCAAUCAUUUGUAACCUAUUUAAACCCAAAAGCUUAAUCGUCGAUUACAAAUUCUACCGAUUAAUUUGGGUAGAAGAAAACACGAUAAAAACAUCCACGUUAACGGGAAGUGAUAUUAAAGUUUUGUUCCAGGCCGAAAGUGAAAUAAGAGGAUUAGCUUUAGACUAUUCGGACGACAGUCUGUAUUUUUCAGUAGAUGAAAAAAUACGGAGUCUGUCCAACAAUAUUACUUUUCAUGUCAAGGAAGGAUGGAAUGUAACCGAUAUGGCUUUCUACGGGAAUUUGCUGGCGGUUGCUGUAAAAACAACGGCGGCGAGGGGUUUGAUAGUCUUUAUAGAUAAGAGGACCGGGAGGGUUCUGAGAGAGCAUAGCAAGGAGAACGUUAAGGGAUUUGGUUCGUUAAGUAUAUUUAAUUACAACGGUUGGAGAAGCGAUAAUAUAAGUAGUGCACGGAGUUGCCCGUGCCAGCAUAUCUGCGUUCCUUCGUUCGAUUCUUUCGAGUGUGUUUGUCAGGAUGGAUAUCAAACAAAUCCGGAAAAUGGAAACAAAUGCAGUCCAAACACUUUUAAUGAUACAAGCUAUCUGUUGAUUGCAGACGAUUAUAAAAAUGCUAUUUAUAAAAUAUCCCUGGACUUUAAAAAAUAUUCCCCAGUACUUAAUCUUCAACCUACUUUUACUAGGCCGGUUGGUUUAACCUACGACUUGCGAAAUAAGAGAAUUUUUUACUAUGAUCUAUCAUACGGAUAUUUACGGAUAUAUUACGAGAAUGGAACAGUUACGUCAAUUCGACAACAAUUUACUCUUUAUAUGGAAUACGAUAUUUUUUCCGAUUUAUUGAUAACCAACGAAGGGCGCCGCCUCACACUAUCUUCAACGGAUGGAAGAUACAAAAAAGUUCUAUAUAGUAGAACAACUGUUCGUCAACUCUCUAUCGAAUACAAAUCUAGAAAAAUUUAUUUUGUAACCUAUGCAGAAAUUUAUAAUAUUAACUUUGACGGAACUGAACUUAAGUUACUAAGAAAAGGAAAUUUCGGAUAUCCUUUAGCCCUUGAUGAGAAGGAAGGGAGACUAUAUUUUAACAAUUUCAUGGACAAAUCAAUAUCAUCCAUAAAGACUGAUGGAAGUGAUUAUAAAUUCAUAUCUGAAGCCUUUGACUCGUGGAUGUUAUUUUCUAUAAUUGUAGUUGACGAAUAUAUUUAUUUUACCAAUUGGCGAGUUAGGGGAAUAGGUAAAGCUCUCAAGAGCGGUGGCUUGAACAAUACUCAUGAGCUACUGAGACAAGAUGUCUUCAGUAUGAUGAAUCAAGUUAUCGUGGUAAAUUCUAGCAAUAAUCCCGGGAGGUUGGAAUGUCCAGUUGGAAUUUGCGAGCAACUCUGCGUAAUUUCGAAUUGUCUUUGUAGUGAUGGUUAUCAAUUAUAUAACGAGACUAAUUGCAAGCUUGUUCCUAAGCCUACAUUACCCUCUACACCUUCUCUUCCUUCAACAACAACAAAAUGGCAGAAUGAUCGUAGAGAUCAACUAUCAACAGCCGAAUUAGUCGGAAUAAUAGUCGGAAUUGCAAUUGCAUUGAUUCUGAUAAUCAUCGCUGUUGUUCUUUUUAAAAAGUAUUCUGAUAAAUAUUUAUAUCAAAACUUAAGAUUCUGGCAACGUCGAAGAAUGAGUAAAAUAGAACCAACUAAAUUCCGUUUUGAGACACAACUAUCAGUUUCAACGCAUGUCUCUGAAGACGAACUUCUCAGUACGUUAUCGGAUAGUGGUGUUUUUACUUCCAGUGACUUUUCAAACGAAGUUGCACAACCAGUUCGAAGAAGUUCAUCCAGACCAUCUUUUGAACGCCAUCUAUCGUACAUAUCUCAGGAUAUGAGUGAACCUUGA